Molecule: messenger RNA, 2011 nt
Organism: Pelecanus crispus (Dalmatian pelican)
Lineage: Eukaryota; Metazoa; Chordata; Aves; Pelecaniformes; Pelecanidae
Source: RefSeq, a predicted model, not a curated record
AUUACUCUUUGACUAGCGCAGACCUGUCUGCCUUGCAGGGAUUUAACUCCCCAGGAAUGCUGUCUUUAGGGCAGGUAUCUGCCUGGCAACAGCACCAUCUCGGUCCAGCAGCCCUCAGCUCCCUCGUUACUGGCAGCCAGCUAUCUCAGGGUUCAAAUUUAUCCAUUAAUACCAACCAAAACAUCAACAUAAAAUCUGAACCAAUUUCACCUCCCCGGGACCGUGUAACUCCCUCUGGGUUCCCGCAGCAGCAGCCACAAGCGCAGCAGCAGCAGCAGCAGCAGCAGUCGCGGCAGGAAAUGGGUCGCUCUCCUGUCGACAGUCUCAGCAGCUCCAGCAGCUCCUACGACGGCAGCGAUCGGGAAGACCCGAGAAGCGAUUUCCAUUCGCCUGUCGUGCUGGGAAGGCCACCGAAUUCCGAAGAUAGGGAGAGUCCAUCGGUAAAACGAAUGAGGAUGGACACGUGGGUGACAUAAACUCGCAGUGUUGCCUCUUCAGUUUUGCGUUCUCAAAAUGAACUGUCCUGACAUAUCUAAAUUUAUAAAUAAGGACAUGACAUAAGUAUAUUUAUAUGUAUAUACAUACGUGCAUAUAUAUAUCUUCACAUGCAUAUAUAUGUGCUAGUGUGUGUAGCAUACACAAAAUCAUCAGGCACUUACGACAAACUUCUUGUAUAGCUGCAGAUGUCCCAUGGUAAAAUGUAACAGAACAAUCCUAUAGGUAUUGAUCUAGCCUGGCACUUACCCGGACUUGGUGUUUUAAUAAUAUAACCUGUUUUGCAAAGAAACAUUGUACCCGCAUUAUAAUCCUACCACACUAGAUUGCAGAAACCGAGAGGGCUCGCCUGUAGUAAUGUCCCUUGCGUGUUUUAUUCAAGCUGUAUGGUUACUUGUAGUUAAGAAAUAAUGCUUUGUAGCAGCAGAGCAGUAGAAAAGCAGGAAGAAGAAAGCAAUACUGUACAUAAAACGACCUUUAUAUUACCCAACCUGGCAUGGGUCUCUAUUGCAGAGGGUGCAUGGAGAAGGGCUGAUGCUAUAAGAAAUAAAACAAACAAACAAACAAAAACCAUGUUUUGCACGUGCAAAAAAAAAAAAAAAAAAGCAUAUUGGGUCAAAGAAUUGAUUUUUUUAAUGAGUGAAAGAGAGACAUAGAGAACUCGCAUGAAAUAUUCAGAAAAUAUUAGCCUAGCAAAUAGAACAUUAACAAAAUAAAAUUAAUAUAUUAAGUUAUAAUUGGAAUAUGUUUGACAAAUUUGUUUUUACGUUCAUACCUUUGAAAAAUAUAGAAACGGAUUUUAGCUUGUGUAUAUUUUAUAUUAAAGAAAACAAUACCCUAAUGAAUUGAAGACUAUAUAUAAAGUUAUAUACAGUACUUUUGAACACAUUCUGCUAUGAAUUAUUUAUAUAAGCCAAAGCUGUAUGUUGUAGCUUUUUUGUAGAGUAUAGUUUUAUCUUAUUUUGACUUUCUAGUUUUUGCUUUCGAAGAUGAAAAGGAAAAACUUGCAGGCGGAACCUUGGGGGAAAAAUAAGCCAUGAACACUUAUAUGUAAAUUUAAAUUUGAGCCAAACUCUUUGUGUAUAUAGUAUCCUAAGUAUAUUAUCACCUUCGGUGUAAGUACCUAUGUAUUGUACGUUCACCAGAUUAAAAAGUAUAUUUUUGUGGAUUGACGCCAACUUGAAAAAAGGCGAGGUCCUUAUUAAGUAGAGUAUUCACUGUUUAAUAUUUACUAUUUUGUUAAAUAUACUGUCCUUUCUUCGAAUUUUAAUUAUUAUUAAUAUUAUUAUCCAGAUUUUUCAAAGGGUGUAUAAAGGGGUUGUCCCCCUCACUGGUGGUGAAUGUGUGCCGUUCAAUUGUAAUCUCUGUGCUGUAUGGUUAAGCUUCAUUAUACAUUUUAUAUAUAUGUAUAUAAAUAGCAAAGUGGCAAAAAAAAAAAAAAUCCGGUGUUAAGUUCAUCCUGCAUAAAUAUAAAAAAUCUGUUACAACACAUUUUAAGGCAUCAUUUUAAAACUGC